This is a messenger RNA of Linepithema humile (Argentine ant), 9157 nucleotides long. It is a transcript of the gene jbug, whose product is annotated as filamin-type immunoglobulin domains fbug. Gene Ontology annotation, molecular function: actin filament binding. The record is from RefSeq and is a predicted model, not a curated record. Lineage: Eukaryota; Metazoa; Arthropoda; Insecta; Hymenoptera; Formicidae. Gene Ontology annotation, biological process: actin cytoskeleton organization.
ACAUCGAAGACUCGUCAACGCAACUCGGCGCCGCGACGGCACAUCCAAAAAUGGCGUUCUUCGCAUAGCAUAACUCGUCGUCGUCGUUGUCGUCGCCGACAUUCGACAAUACCGUCACAAUCCGCUCGGUGGAGCUUGAGCGAUCAGCCUGAUAGAGCAGGAGGGCGCGCCAAGUCCAACGAACGCGAGAAUGCAGUCGACCGAGCAGCUGCGACCGGAGCAACUCGUGGGCUUGGUGGCCCGCUCGGCCGAGGGCACGGCUGCCAAGGGCAUGCCGAUCAAGGGCCACGAGGAUCUCUGGGUGGAAAUCCAGGCCAACACCUUUCGGAACUGGGUGAACGAGCAUCUGAAACACGCCGACGAUGCGGGCGGUGGUCCUGUGCUGGAUCUUGCCGAGGAUUUCCGGGACGGCACGCGCCUUUGCGCCCUGGUUGAAGUCCUCACGCAACGCCGCCUACCGCGAUGGAACCCGCGUCCAGCGAACCAACACCACCACCUGGAGAACGUAUCCACGGCACUGCAGGCGAUCGAAGCCGAUGGCGUUAAGCUUGUCAAUAUUGGUAACGUGGAUAUCGUGAACGGCAACUUGAAGCUGAUCUUAGGUUUGAUAUGGUCGCUCAUCGUGCGAUAUCAAAUAGGGAAGUCCAAGUUCCCGCCGAGGAAACUCAUGCUUGCAUGGCUCAAGGCUGUUUUACCGGAAUGCAGAGUUAAUAAUUUCACGACCGACUGGAACUCCGGCGUGUACUUGAGCGCGCUUUUGGAUUACUGCAAGCCUGGUCUGUUUCCUCAUUGGCGGCAGCUCGAUCCAAAUGACAGUGUUUACAAUUGUCGGAAGGCCAUGGAGAUAUCGAAACGAGAAUUUGACAUUCCCAUGGUGUUGGAGCCAGAGUACCUGGCAUCGCCGUAUCUGGACGAGCUCUCGGGGAUGACCUACUUGUCGUAUUUCAUGAAAGAAGGCUCGCCGGGCUUCCACGCAACGCUACGAUGGGUCAAUUCGCAAUUAUCGCACACCUCGAUACGGAACUUCACGACGGACUGGAACGACGGUAGAGUUCUGUGUGGAAUUGUCAGAAAUCUGGGCGGUCCGGCGCCGACCUACGAGAAACUCGAUACGGACCCGUCCGCGUGGGAGCAGAAUUUGCAAAUGGGUAUCGAUGGCGGCAAGAAAUUGGGUGUAGAGCCGAUUUUAAAAGUAAAAGAUAUGGCCGACCAGAAUGUGGAGCAUCUAGGCGUGAUGGCGUACGCGGCGUACUUUCAGUGGGUGAAGCCUCGCCCUCAAGCAAGCCAACAGAUUGCUGUGCAUAUCGACAGUACAUCCGCCCGAGUGCAACAGCCGGCGCACUUUAAACUGGAGAUGCUGACCAAAGAUGUAAAUCCGAGAGAGGUACGCGGCGAGAUCAUUGGUCCCAGCGGACGCGUAGAGUGCAGGCUAACGUGGAACGGAGUUCACGGCAAAGGCACUUUCGUACCUACGGAAGUCGGUAUGCAUAAGCUAAUGGUGUACAAUGAUGGCGAACUGGUGAGCGGAUGUCCCUAUUAUUUCAGGGUUUUGCCACCUUUGACAAAAAUCAAAUCCCCGGGCAUGGAUCCUUGCGCCAUAGGAUCUAUCGUCGAGGUUCUAGUCAACAGUUACGGAACUAGUCAUGAUGGUAUUGAUGUGACUGCGUGGUCUCCAACCGGCAGAUCGUUGCCGUGUCCCGUCAAAGAAAAGGACGGUGUGCAUACGGCGACCUUCCAGCCCGAUGAGACUGGAGAGUGGAGCAUCGCGAUAACGCACAAGGGAAAUCACAUACAAGGCGGUCCUUUCACCUGCUUUGUGUUCGAUCCUAAUGGAAUCAAGCUCUUGGAUACCGACGGUGCCAUGCCCGGGCAAUCUUUCUCCUUCAUCGUGGACGCCCGAGGGACAGGCGGGCUCGGUGAUGUGAUUAUCGACAUUGUCCACGACAAGCAAUCGAUGCUAUACAGAAUGGAAGACUUUGGCCACAUGCAGUACCGAGUAUCUUUUGUGCCCGGCGACGCUGGCAAGUAUCGGGUGUACGUAUACUUGAACGGAUCGGACGUACGCGGCUCGCCGUUCUCGAUACGCGUAGGCACGCAGAAGGGUUCUCGGAGAUCGAAGGAAUCUACAUCCAGUCUCGAGCGAUCCAAGGUGUCGUCGUUGGAGCGGCGAAUGAACGGGCUGAAUGUGUCUGCGACGGAGCGGAUCAGUCCGACUCAGAAAAUGUACACGUCCACCGCGUAUAAAUCCAUCAGCCCAACGCAACGCGGUUAUUCGCCCGUCCAUCAAACCAGUCCGACCUACAAAAUGUCCAGCAAUUAUGUCACUGAGAAUUCUACGACCUACAGCACCAGUUCGCUAAAUCGCACUCGUUCACCGAAUCAUAUCAAUCACAGCCCGGUGCAGAGAAAUGUACACAGCCCAUCGGUGUUGAAGGAGACGAAGGAGAUUUAUAGCAGCGGCGCGUACAACCAUCACUCGAGAUCGCCAAACCUGCAGAGCCCGAGUUUUAUCAAGGAAUCUAAAGACAUUUACUCGUCUAGUACAUUAAACAGAUCGCGGUCACCGGACCUAAGCCCAACCGCGCACGUUAUCAAGGAGUCCAAGGACAUUUACAACUCGGGUUCUCUGAAGAGAUCGCGCUCGCCGACUCGCAGUCCGAUGGCGUACAGCAGCGCUACGCAGAGCCCCGUAAAUCGCAGUUUUAGCCCGCGGAACGGCGACAGGGACGCGUCCUUCAAUCGGCGCGGAUCCACGGAUAACGGCGUCGUAGACACAAGCAGCAACGUGCGGGUGUCGUCGAUGGUAGGCGGCGCUUCUAGGCGCGAUUCCUGGGACGCGAUUGCCAAAACGAAAUCGCUGCUAUCGUACGGUAGCCUGGAAUCUCUCGCGAACCUGACAAACAACUCACCGACUACGGAGAAUCGCGUCGGUAGUCCGAACAACUUUCUAAACAACAAUUACAAGAACGCGCAGACUUAUUCCGCCAAGAAUAUGUCAUCGCACAUCGCGACGACGAGCUACUCGUCCGUGCAAAAAUCCUCCCCAAGUCCUGAUUACGGAUCGAAAUUCGGUAACGACAGUCAGACGACCGCUCGUACACAUGGCAUCUUGAAGAAUAAGAACAAUUACUACAGCAAGAGCGUAGACACGACGGACGGCACUGUGACGCACGACAAAUAUCUCAACAACGGCGGUACCGUUUACGUGUCCGCAUCGUCCGGCAAGAAUGGCAGCUCGGUCGUCGCCACCGGAAGCGCGUUGGAAACGCUGCCGGUGCAUCGGCCGACCACUUUCAGCGUCAAUUCCGGAUCCAGCGUCGAUCCCAAUAAGGUGUCCGUCACCGUUACAGGUCCCAGUGGCAAGACUGUGUCGGUACAGAAGUCAAAACUACGAGGUCUCACAUACACAAUCACCGCCGAAGAAAUCGGCGAACAUGUCAUCCAGAUUCUAGUAAACGGCCAGCACAUCAAGGGAUCGCCCUUCAAAUCGCAGGCGUACAAUGCCCGGGUAAUACAAGUUGGAAAUAUUCCGAACGGAGUUGUCAAUCAGCCGGUAGAAUUUGAAAUCGAUGGAUCGAGAGCCGGCUCGGGAAACUUGGAGAUUCUCGUAAACGGAGGACAUGUUACAAGUUUCGUGAGAGCGCUAGGCAGUCAGCGUUUUUUAGCGUCGUUCGUGCCACACGAAGCAGUUACGCACUUGGUCGAAAUGACGUUCAACGGGGAAGUCAUCCCUGGGUCACCUUGGCGAGUUGGCAUCAUGCCUGCACCGAAAAUGUCAGUGAUCGGUGAUUCCAUCAGGUUAGUGCCUGCUGGUAGUCCCGCCCUCUUCGAGCUGUCCGCAUUAGGUUUUAGCAGCAGUGAGAUUGAUGUCCAAAUAAUAACACCUUCGAAGAGGCAUAUUCCUGCGAGAAUUGAGGAGGAGCCAGGACGAUCCGGUGAAUUUCGCGUUGAGUUCACCCCGACUGAAGUGGGCAGUCACCUUGUGGAAGUGAGCAUCGCGGGACAGAAGCUACCGGCGGGACCUCUCGUCGCCAAGGUGUACAACAGUAGUCUGAUCCAAGUUACUGACGUACCUAGCGCCGUAGUUGGUCAUGCCUGUCAAUUCAGAGUGGAUGCCAGCGCUGCUGGAGAAGGCCAGUUGGAAAUCUCCAUAAACGAGGGAGAAGUGCCUAAUCAUGUUCAAGUAGUUGGUGGUGGUCGUUGCCUCGUAUCCUUCACCCCCGAAAUUGCCAAGCCUCAUUAUAUCGACAUAAAGUUUAACGGAGAAGCAGUACGCGGAUGUCCUUUCAUCUGCAACGUAUCGGACACGAGCAGAGUUACACUGAGUUUGAAUCAUUUAGAAUUAAUUCCCGUCGAUCAGCCUGCCAGCUUUCACAUGGGAGUCGAUGGAAGCGGCAGCGCGGAACUCGCGGUUUCCGUACGGGGACCGAACAGUGAAUUGCCAGUUAAAGUUACUGGCGACAUAACUAGCGGUUUCACCGCGGAGUUUAUACCGAGGGACGUGGGUGUACAUUCGAUUAGUGUAGAAUACAACGGCUACCCCGUGAAUGGCACGCCGUUCUUAGCUAAAGCGUUUAACGCGGACAAAGUACUAAUUGGACCUGUAGCUAGAGGCAGUGUCGGUCAACCAACCCAUUUCACUGUCGAUGCAAGUCAAGCUGGUGAAGGAAAUCUGGAGAUUACGAUAUCGGCUCGCGGCCAAAAUAUUCCCACGCAAGUGACGCCGCAAGGAAACGCGCGGUUCUCCGUCAGCUUCGUACCGUUUGAGGCGUGCGAGCACGUUAUCAAUAUAGCUUUUAAUAAGAAAACUGUGCCAGGAUGCCCUAUAGUGACGCGAGUGGGGGGCGACAGUCAUGUAACUGUGAGUGGACAGGCGUUAAGCAGCGCUGGAUUAGGACGGCAAAGCUAUCUGACUGUCAGUAACGUUGCCGGUAGCUUGGAGGAUUUAGAAGUUAAUGUUGAAGGACCCAAUGGACAGGCCGUACCUGCUCAGGUCACUGACAACAAAGAUACAACGUGCAGCGUGGCGUUUACACCGAGAGUCGUCGGCGAACACCGGAUAUCAGUGAGCCACCGGAAUAUCCCGGUGGUCGGCAGUCCGUUCAGCUGCAAGGUGUACGAUGUUGCCGCGAUAAAAGUGAAGGACGCCAAGCGAGGUGUCAUCGGGUUGCCCGUAACAUUCUUGGUUGAGACUAGUCAGGCGGGACCAGGAAAUCUAGAAGUCACCGUAAAUGGUGGACGUGUGCCGACGUCGGCUCAGGCGCAGGGUCCUCACACUUACGCGAUUUCGUUUACACCUCGCGAACCGAUCGCGCACACUGUGGAUUUGCGAUUCAACGGGGAAGACGUACCUGGCAGCCCAUUCAGCUGUCAGGUGAGCGAUACGGCAAAAGUGCUAAUAACCGAGGGACUCGAGAAAGUUUCUGUGAAUCGGGUCGCGACCUUUACAAUAGAGGCUGAUGCAUCCCUCGGCACACCCGCCGUCGAGGUGCUCUCUCCCACUAGAGAGAGUUUAUCUGUACACAUGAAGCAGAACAGUCAUGGCACAUACACCGUUGGAUUCACUCCAAAGGACGUUGGCGAUCACAGCGUGGAAGUGAAGCUCGGUGGAUCGCAUGUGGAGGGCAGUCCGUUUCUCGUCAAGGCUUACAAUGCUGAUAAAGUCAAGGUGACGGAUAUAAAUAGCGGAGUCGUCGGGAAACCGGUUUUCUUUAGCAUCAACGCUAGUCAGGCUGGGGCUGGAAAUCUGGAAAUCAUAGUCGCGGUGAACGGCAAGAACGUUCCAAAUUACGUGCAAAGUGAGGGCAAUGCAAAGUUCAGAGUCAACUUUAAGCCGCAAGAAGCUGCUGUACAUAGCCUUAGCGUUCGUUUCAACGGAGAGCCAGUGCCAGGUUCGCCGUUCAGCUGUAAGGUGGUAGGCGCCGGUCAAGCGACCAUUUCCGGUCACAAUCUAAAAAUGGGUGCUGUGAAGCGACUGAUAUCCUUCACCGUAGAUCCGCAGACUGCAUCGACGAAUUGCGACGUUAUUGCGACGCCACCGUCGAGCAUCGCUCUGCCUAUCACCAUCGAGCCUAUUGACGGCAAGUACAACGUGAGCCUUGUGCCCACUGAAGUCGGCAGACACAACAUCAGCGUCCUGGUGGACGGCGAAUCGAUCAAAGGUUCUCCUUUCGCUUGCAAUAUUUACGAUGUGACCAAGGUACAUGUGUCUGGCCUCACAGAGGCAUUACUGGGCCAAGCGACCACGUUUACCGUCGAUGCCGCGGAAGCCGGCGAGGGAACGCUGGAAUUGGUAGUGAGCACUGAAAACAACACUGUUAAAGCCGAGGUCGUGGCCUGUGCUCGAGGAUUGUACGAUGUCACGUUCGUGCCACAGACGACGAGUGCGCAUUACGUUAAUAUCAGUUUCAACGAUGAUAACGUGCCAGGGAGUCCAUUUAAAUGCCCCGUCGUUAGCGGCAUGUUACACGGUCCAUCGAUGGUUCGAAUUGGCAACACGGCUUACAUAGAUCUGGACAUGUCCGACUUGAAUGGUCCUGUCGCCGCAGAAGUUACCGGCCCGGACGGAAUCAUUAUUCCGUGUACAUUGACGAAAUUAUCGUCCACUUUAUAUCGCGUGGAAGUUCGAACGCGACAAGUAGGAACGUAUAGCAUAAUAUUUAACGACGGACACAGGAUGGUCAGUUCGCAAACACUUCAAGCUUUCGAUCCCGGCAAGGUGUCCAUCAAGGAAAUAGCGGAUGUGGUUUGUCAUCGACCUGGAACUAUUUUAGUUGUUGCAUCGAAGGAAGCUGGUCCCGGAAAGUUGUCGGUGAACGUGCGAGCUGGUGGUGCGGAUGUCGACAGUUUAGUGAGAGAAGCGGACAACGGUGUCUACGAGAUUGUAUUUCAUCCAACACGCGCCGCGCCUCACAAAGUUCACGUAAAAUACAACCAAGUCCAUAUUCCUGGAAGCCCGUUGGAUGUGACUGUACGCGGUCCUACGGGAGGACGAGAAGUGACAGCGACGGGAUUGGGUUUGUACCAAUCGUGCAUCGGAAAAGUGACAUCCUUCACGAUCGAGACACUUGGACGUCCCGGCAAGGAAUUCGAUGUCGUUAUCAGUGGUCCGCAGGGUAACGCCGUACCCGUACGUUGUUAUCAACAUCGCGAUGGCAAUUUGCUUGCUGAAUUCACGACAAAUAGCGUUGGUACAUAUAAAAUCGACGUGUUGCACGGAGCGAAAUCGGUGCUAGGCUCACCAUUCUUCUGCCAAGCCUUCGAUGCUGCCAAGGUGAAGCUUCAGGAGUUGGGUCCCAUGACGAUUUCAGUUCACGAUCACAUCGCAUUCAAACUGAUGAAAGCUGACGCUGGCAUGGCUGAUCUGGACGUGACUGCGACGAGUCCCUCAGGUCAGGAGAUCCCUCUGCAAGUCACUCCGCUUAACGAUGGUGCUGAAAUGAUCGAGUUCUCGCCCAGCGUGCCUGGCACUUACAUGAUCAACGUUACAUACGGCGGAUGCUCUGUGCCUGGAAGCCCAGUGGCAUGCACCGUCGAUGCGGCCGGACAGGCUCGCGCGAAAGGCGAAGGAUUGCUGAAUGGUCAUGUGGGUAAACCGGCGCACUUUAUCGUCACCGGUACGAGAAGUCCUCCGGCAGUUCAGGUGGAUGGACCGGACAGCGUUUCUAAAGCUACCAUCGAAGCGGGUGCUAAUCCAGGUACGUGGAACGUGUCUUACGUACCGACUGAAGUUGGAGUGUUCGACAUAAGAGUGGUUUCCGCCGGGCAACAGCUGCCGGGAUCUCCGUGGCAUCCAAAGAUCAUCGACACGCGGAAUCUUCGCGUUAUAGGUGGUUGGUCCGCUGUAUGCGACGAUAUCGGUCGGUUGAAACUGCAUCCUUCGAACAAAGUAAGCUUCGACACCGCGGAAGCUGGACCCGGCGAGAUCAACGGAACUAUCGGCGAUUAUCCCCUCGCCUUCGAAAUGACAUCCAGCAACAGGCUAAAACUCGUUCCGCCGCAGAUUAGCAGCGGCGAGCAUCGUCUGGAGAUACUGUUCAACGGUACACCGUUUCCCGGUGCACCAAAGCUUGCGAUCGUGCAAGACUUGGAGCUACCGAUGCAGGAUACAAGUCGCGUGUUACUGAAGGGACGAGGAUUAACGUCGGCCAAAUGUGGCGAGGAAGUCAGUUUCACCAUAGACGGUUCUCAAGCCGGUAGCGGGACCCCGAAAGUGCAGCUAUUUUCACCUACCAGCGAACUAAAUGUUAUGUUGCAACAUUUGGGCGACAGCGUUUAUCGCGCAAGCUAUAUACCGCUAACGCCGGAUCCACUCUUGAUGACGGUAUCGUGGAACGGAAGGCAAUUGAAAGGCUGCCCUCUGCAAAUUAACGUUACCAGCGCGGCCGACGCGUCGAGGGUGAUCUGUUCGGGAGAUGGAUUAAAAUACGGUGUCGUCGGGCAAGAGAUCCGAAGCUUCAUCGAUACGAGAAGAGCUGGACCAGGUGAAUUAACGGCGCAUUGUGUUGGGCCGCACAAAGUUGCGUAUUGCGAGUUGUACGAUCACGGCGAUGCCACAUUUACAUUGAAUGUGAAGCCUCAGGAAGCGGGACGGCAUGCAUUGACGAUUAAAUACGCUGGAGAACAUGUCCCUGGUUCUCCGUUUACGUUGCGUGUUUCCGGAGCCCCAGACGCCUCAAAGGUUCGCGUUUACGGACCUGGAAUCGAACAUGGUGUACUGGCGACCUUUCAGUCGCGGUUUAUAUGCGACACGCGAGGCGCUGGCGCUGGUCAGCUUACAGUGAGAGUACGCGGCCCUAAAGGUGCAUUUAGGGUGGAAAUGCAACGAGAGACUCAAAAAGAUCGCAUCAUUCUCUGCCGGUACGAUCCGACGGAGCCUGGGGAUUACAGAGUGGAGGUUCGUUGGGCUGGUGUCUUGGUGCCAGGAUCACCGUUCCCCGUUAAAAUUGUCGACACACAAGACGAAUUACUAAUGCUCACACAGGGCGGAGAUAAUUAUUCAACAGGCCAUCAUACUAUCACAUCGUGGCGUGGAUCGCAAGCUAUAUUAUAGAAACGCCGCGGCUAACAUUGUUAUUUUGUAUGGACUAAUAUAUUUGAUAAUAUAUGGUAAUUAUUGUAACUUAUGCAAACGUUUUCAAUAAACUCAACAUUCCAA